Messenger RNA from Racocetra persica, 312 nucleotides. The record is from the annotation of a GenBank genome assembly. Lineage: Eukaryota; Fungi; Glomeromycota; Glomeromycetes; Diversisporales; Gigasporaceae.
AAAAUUUAAUUGAAUGUAAUACAACAAGAACAGGUUAUUUUGUCAAUUCAACAUUUACCUCUAUUGGUGAUAGUGGAAUCGAUUUAUUUGAAUUUUCUGCAGUAUUGGCAAAACAAGCAGAAAAUAAUGUAAUCGAAAAAAUCAAAGCAACACAUUUAAAAUUAGAAAAUGAUGAGUUGCAAAAAAAUUCAUUCGAAUUAAAUGAUUUGGUGAUCGAAAAUUUUGAAAUCGAUUCUGACAAAUCUACUGUAUAUUUGUUUGGUAUAAAAAUUAAUGGAAAAUGUAAAAUUGGAAAAAUGAGAAUUGAACGUA